Messenger RNA from Puma concolor (puma), 2589 nucleotides. The record is from RefSeq and is a predicted model, not a curated record. NCBI's taxonomy places the organism in Eukaryota, Metazoa, Chordata, Mammalia, Carnivora, Felidae.
AUCAUUCGGGUGCAAAGAGGAAUUUCUGUAGAAAACAGCUGGCAGAUUGUGAGGAGAUACAGUGACUUUGAUUUGCUGAACAACAGCUUGCAGAUUGCAGGCCUAAGUCUACCUCUUCCUCCCAAAAAAUUGAUUGGUAACAUGGAUCGUGAAUUCAUAGCUGAGAGGCAGAAAGGUCUUCAGAACUAUCUCAACGUUAUCACCACAAAUCAUGUCUUGUCUAAUUGUGAGCUGGUUAAGAAGUUUUUAGAUCCAAACAACUAUUCCGCAAACUACACUGAGAUUGCCUUACAGCAAGUUUCCAUGUUCUUCCGAUCAGAACCAAAGUGGGAGGUGGUAGAACCGUUGAAAGACAUAGGUUGGAGAAUAAGGAAGAAAUAUUUCUUGAUGAAGAUUAAAAAUCAGCCAAAGGAACGGCUAGUGUUAAGCUGGGCUGACCUUGGUCCCGACAAGUAUCUGUCAGAUAAAGAUUUUCAGUGUCUAAUCAAACUUCUGCCUUCCUGUUUGCACCCUUACAUCUAUCGGGUCACCUUUGCCACAGCUAAUGAAUCCUCAGCAUUGCUUAUUAGGAUGUUUAAUGAAAAAGGAACUUUGAAGGACCUGAUCUACAAGGCAAAACCAAAAGACCCAUUCCUAAAGAAGUACUGCAACCCUAAGAAGAUCCAGGGCCUUGAACUCCAGCAAAUAAAAACAUAUGGGCGGCAAAUAUUAGAGGUACUAAAGUUUCUACAUGACAAGGGAUUCCCUUAUGGGCAUCUGCAUGCCUCCAAUGUGAUGCUAGAUGGUGACACUUGCCGGCUGCUAGACCUUGAGAAUUCUUUAUUGGGCCUUCCUUCCUUCUACCGAUCCUAUUUCUCACAGUUCAGGAAAAUCAAUACAUUGGAAAGUGUGGACGUCCACUGCUUUGGCCACUUACUGUAUGAAAUGACUUAUGGACGACCGCCAGACUCAGUGCCUGUAGACUCCUUCCCUCCUGCACCGUCUAUGGCUGUGGUGGCCGUGUUGGAGUCUACGCUGUCUUGUGAAGCCUGUAAAAAUGGCAUGCCUACCGUCUCCCGGCUCUUACAGAUGCCGUUAUUCAGUGAUGUUUUACUAACCACUUCUGAAAAGCCACAGUUUAAGAUUCCCACAAAGUUAAAAGAGGCAUUGAGAAUUGCCAAAGAAUGUAUAGAAAAAAGACUAAUUGAAGAACAGAAGCAGAUUCACCAGCAUCGAAGACUGACAAGAGCCCAGUCUCACCAUGGAUCUGAAGAAGAGAGGAAAAAGAGAAAGAUUUUAGCUCGAAAGAAGUCAAAACGGUCUGCUGUUGAAAACAGUGAAGAGUAUUCAGCAAAAUAUAGCAACUCCAAUAAUUCAGGAUCUGGGGCCAGCUCACCUCUCACAUCCCCGUCAUCACCGACUCCACCCUCUACAGCAGCUGCCUUAGGUUUGGGCAAAAGAUGUAAGGAAGGUAAGGAUGUCCGCAUUACCUCCACCGCCUCCGCCUCCGCCACCAGCAGCUCCCUUGCUUCCUGCGAGCACAGAGGCGCCUACACAGCUUCCGCCCCAGGCUGUGAAUGGUGUGAGCCGAGGGGCCUUACUCAACUCCAUCCAGAAUUUCCAAAAGGGAACUUUGAGGAAAGCCGAAACCUGUGAUCACAGUGCUCCUAAGAUCGGCUGAAGAUUCGUGUUUACACUUGGAGGGAAAAGUUCUUUGUUUUUUCCUCCCACCUCCAGCCCCUACAGCACUCUUUUUCCGGAUGAACAAUUGCUGAGCCAGUAAAGCCACAUACUGUUUUGCAGAUGCUCAUCUAAGAGGCUUCUCAAGAGGGAAAUAUCCAAGUAGAAUAAAGUCAGGCUGGCGUUUCUGCCUUAAGAAAUAAUUCGCUCCUUUAUUACCAUUUUAAAGGAGUCUUGUUCAUCCUCUAAUGGGCAUCUUUUGGGGGCAGCAGCAUAUUGGAGUCAACAUUUGCACCAACUUAAGGAAAUGGACAGAAAAACAAUGACAAUAUUCACUCCCAGCAGUGAAUGACCUUUGUGUUGCGAUCCCUCCCAUCCCAUCAGACACUCCCAAAAAUGUUCCCCUCAUAGUUCAUUUCUCUAUAUAAAGCAUUUUCUGGUUAUCUCUUAGAUUAAUUCCCAUUCUUGCUACUUUAUUUCCUCUUAGACAUUAACACUGUAGUCCACAGCAUAGUUACGUCAUGGAGUCAGAGAAGCAACUGAGUUCAUUUUCCACUCAAAUAGACGGGGCCAAGUCAAGUCCAUAACAUUCUCUAGGUUUUAACAGGAAUACUGCUGUGGUUACAGAACUCAGGGCUGCUAAGGCAACCACUCUAGACUCACGGUUCCUUUGAGUUUGAGUGUAUUGAGACAGAUGUUAACAUCAGGAAAAGCUCUUGCCAAUUAGAGGACCUUCUUAAUCCUCAGCAAUAAAGUUAAGUUUGUGGUUUGGGGGGGGGGGUUACUAUUACAACAAAAGUAAAUUUGGCAUCCAUAGAAAUCAGUUCUGAUUUUUGAAAGAUUUGUCCAAAUAUAUCAUUUUUUUAACGUUACUCAUUUAUUAGAUCCUUUAUCCUACAAUUUGCUUAAACCCUUAAAUAAAUUGCACUU